Molecule: messenger RNA, 642 nt
Organism: Mytilus californianus (California mussel)
Lineage: Eukaryota; Metazoa; Mollusca; Bivalvia; Mytilida; Mytilidae
Exons: 7
Coding region: 120-509 (129 amino acids)
Source: RefSeq, a predicted model, not a curated record
ACCGACACAUCAUAUAUGAGUUGAAGGGGUCAUCAAGCUCAAGGUCAGGAUCGGGGUCAUCAAGCUCAUGGUCAGGAUCGGGCUCAUCAAGCUCAAGGUCAGGAUCGUUUUCCUAUGACAUGAACAAAAAAGGUUUGAGGAGACUUUACAACAGUCCAGUUACGAAAGUUGAAAGUUACUCCAGACCACUUGGAGGAUUCCUUGGGAAAGCUGGACUAGACCAUACUGGAGUUGUAGCUACAACUAAAGAUGGCGGCAGAUAUCUGGUACACAAAGGAAGUGGUUAUGGGAAAUCUUCCAGUACAGUCGUAGUUGAUGCUAAGCAUAUGUCUAACAAAUGGUCAAAGACUGGAGAAAAAUAUACAAGUGGAAAAACAAUAUCUGAUCUCAUGAAGGAUGGUUAUGUCAACCAAAAAUAUGGAGUAGGACCAAACAGGAAAAUAUGCUGGCAGUCUUCCAACAACAUAAUGUACAAGUCGGGUCGCAAAAAGAGGCGAGCAUGUCGUUAACCAGUAAAACAUUCUAAAGUAUAUAUUAAAUAAAUAGAUUCCAGCUGUCGAUUUGAGAUUUCAUUAAAUGUUUUAAAUUGUUUGUAAAUAUUGUAAAGAAACAUGCAGAGAAUAAAAUUUACACACUGUUAAA